AUGGCAAGCACUUCUAAGGCGAUCAGCAACUCGGCCCAUCAGCAAGGGCAAACGUGCAUCGCGUUUUCGCGUGAUGGGAAGAUUGCAUACACGGGAGGCUUAGAUACCCUGGUACGAAUAUGGCACACUGACCAAGGGGAGGACCAAGAACCAGAAGCAGCGUAUGAAGCUGAUGAGGGUAUCACGGCGGUCGCCGCUGCUGAAGGCUGCUGGCUCUCUGGAGGCCAUGACUCUGACGUGCGAAAGUACAUUCCUGGAAAGGCACAGUUCGAUGGACUUGUGACGAGCGCUGCUGGAGCAUCAAUCAGGUGUUUAGCAGUGGAUCCCUCUGGCAAGCGCGUUGCUGUUGCUUCUGACGAACUCUCGGUGAAAAUCGUUGAUUUGGAUGAAAUAACGAAUGUGGUGGUACUAGAAGGGGGACAUAAGAAACGUAUACGAAAGACGACGUGGCAUCCAUCGGGCUCCAUUUUGACAACAAGUAGCUCAGAUGGGACCAUAGUGGCAUGGAAUAUAUCCGAUACUGAAGCCAAGGUGGAGAACGUUAUUGAUGGCGUAAUACCCGAAGUGGUAGAUCCGGAGUCUCCGGAAUUCAUGCAUGAUUGUUCUGCCGUUUGGCACCAGUCAGGACAGUAUUUCUUUGCAGCGUCACGAACGCACGAAAUUGUCGCUAUUUCGCGGAGUACAUGGACUAAAACUUCAUCUCUGUCUGAUCCAAAUACCGUCGGCGCAACGACAGCACUAGCGCUUUCAGCCAAUGGCGUAUACCUUGCCAGUGCUUGCAAACAAGAGAUAUUAGUCUGGAGUGUGCAGACAAAACGGGUACUUUGGAAGCACCCAGGCACCCCAAAUGCAUUUACCAUUCAAAUUGCUUUCUCACCUACAGAAAACCUCUUGGCAUGGACAGAUACAGAAGGUGUUCUCUCUCGGUGGCGGGAUGCAAUUCCAGCAGGCUCACCUGAUCCCGUGCGCCAAACGGCUGCAAGCAGCGCUCAAGGGACGACGACAAAGCGAAAGUCCACUCCCCCCUUGUGGGGCGAAGAACCUGCCGCUGAUGCGGAGGGCGGUGACUCAUAUGGCGACGACUGGAUCAUUGACGACCUUGGUGAUGGGAUGGAAGACGAGCCUGAAGGUGCAAAAGCGAUGCGCGCAGGUGGCGGAUUCGUGAAGGAGAUGGUGAGUAUCACGAAGGCUCAACCUGCUUUCCAACCAGGGUCAACGCCUAUGGAAAAUAAAAAGCGUUACCUCGCAUACAAUAUGGUUGGUGUCAUUGAGGUAACGGACCAGGAUACUCAUCACAUCGUCAAUGUCGAAUUCCACGACCGAUCAGCCCGCAAGGGGUACCACUUUACCGAUCACUUCAAAUAUGACCUUGGCUCUCUUGGUGAACGAGGUGCACUCUUUGCUUGUCCUCCUGAGCUUGAUCACUCGGCACAAGUCAUAUAUAAACCUUACGGCACUUGGUCCACGCAAGGGGAUUGGACAUACGCCCUCCCAAAGGGUCAGCGUGUCCUUGGCCUCGCGGCAGGUGGCGAGAGGCCAAUGCGGUCACUGAGAGAUCCUUCGUCGUCUGGAGGUGAUAUUCAGGGACAAGGGAAUAUCGUGAUCGCAACCAGUUCGGGAGACCUGACGUUCUUGAGCGGCUCUGGUAUGGAAAGAAUUGUCCUCGGCGUGGAAGGUGAAUAUGUGACAAUGGCUGCUGCCGAGGAAUAUGUACUUGUGGUGCACCGACCUGGUGCGACCACCAUUGAUGGAUCCCAAAGUUUGGUCGCCACGCUGAUUUCUUUUGAAGACUUUCAAGUUCUUCAAGAGAAGCCAUUACCAAUACCCAAAGGUCACACUCUGAGGUGGAUCGGAACUACAGAUGAGGGGGCCCCAGCAAUAUACGAUUCUGCCGGCUACAUACACCUUAUGAUUCAUCACCGGCGCCCGAAUCGUGCGGCGUGGGCACGUCUCAUGGACACCAACUUACUGGAGCGCAAGCAGGGCAAGGAUGAGUCGUAUUGGCCUGUCGGCCUGAGUCAAGACACGUUCAUGUGUCUGAUUCUCAAAGGUCGUCAAGAGCACCCUGGCUUCCCCCGACCUCUUAUACAAGAGCUUCCCGUCCGCUUACCAUUCCGCAAUCAAGACCCCGUAGAUUCACCUAUUGAAGAGCGCAUUGCUCGGGAGCGAAUUCACGUUAACCUUGCUCGUGAUGCUCUUGGUGACGAAAUAACGUCUCCCGACAUCGAUAAACGCGAAGUUGAACUAGACAAACAACUGCUCAAGCUCAUCCAAGCUUCCUGCAAGGCGGACAAGGCACCGCGUGUGAUUGAGCUCGUCAAACGGUUACAUUUUCCAAACUCAAUUGCAGCUGCAAGUCAACUUGCAGGAUUCUACCGCCUCAUUGGAUUGCAGGAGAAGAUAGAAGCAAUUAAAUCGUGGCGGGAACAGAACGCAACACCGGCAGAAGAGGCGAGGGAGGCGAGACAGGGAUUUGCCUAUGAGGAUGCUCCGUUAGCUCGACCAAAGCCUUUCCAGAACUUCAAUCCGCCACCCAAGGUCGACAGACCUGGUCUGACACGAUCUGCUGGGAUCGUCGAGCAAACGGAGUUCACUGCGUCUAAUAUCGCGAUCAGAGCGAGUCGCUCGCGAGCGCCACAGGCUUCUGCUUCUCGAUCAACGUCUCCCGAGGGAAAGAGGAAACGUGACGACAAUGAUGACGACCUCUCAUCUAACGCGUUCGACGGCGAGGUAAAGAGGCGAGCCGUUGGCGAGUCUGAUGCCGUGGUGCCGUCACCCAAGCCUAGUGCGUGCAUAGCUAUUCAACCCGGGCGCGCGUAA
Molecule: messenger RNA, 2820 nt
Organism: Suillus subalutaceus
Lineage: Eukaryota; Fungi; Basidiomycota; Agaricomycetes; Boletales; Suillaceae
Product: WD40 repeat-like protein
Exons: 15
Coding region: 1-2820 (939 amino acids)
Biological process (GO): DNA repair; mitotic cell cycle; DNA-templated DNA replication
Cellular component (GO): nuclear replication fork
Molecular function (GO): chromatin binding; protein binding
Source: RefSeq, a predicted model, not a curated record